CUUAUCUACGGCGCUUAUGAGUCAGCUGUGAGAAUUGUGAUCAAAAGUUGAAGCGUCCAUCUAGUCCUUGUCCAUCUAUACCAAUCACUCUUUUGGACAAAAAAUCUACUCUGUUUUUGCCGUAUCAUCGGCUUAUGGCUCGAGGAAGGGGCUAUAAUAAGUACAAUUCCUCUAGAGGAGGAGCAUCCACCCGCGGUGGGUCAACUGGAGGAAAUAGUCCUCGUGGUCGAGGAUACAGAGGCAGAGCCAGGGGUGGACGAGGUGGAGGUGGAGGCCGAGGUGGCUACAUUGGAUAUAACCCUUCAGAUGACACAGACUUCGUCUUGCAGACAUAUAACAACAACUACGACACAGGACGUUACUUCAGUGCUCCUUCGACACCUCAGAGUCGAGGAAGAGGUCGGGGAAGAGGGCUAGGCUCCAAUAAUUCACCCCAAAGCAUUAAUAACUACCAAGCAAAACGCAAUAGAGGUCGAGGUCGAGGUCGUGAUGGAUAUGAUAACCCCAGAAAUGAUAGAGGAUCAAAUAACUCAGAUGCACCGCUUUCAUUGUCAUUAAGACCGCUGCUACGGCCAGUUGUUUUUGUUCCCGCUACCCAGAACCGAUUUCUAUUCCAGGCUGAAGAGGAACUCAUUCAGCCAAUCGUGGAGGAUGCCGGAGAUGAAGAACAAAGCCAUCUUCCUACUGCAGACCGCGUUGCGCGGUUGUUUAGUGGUACCUAUCAGCAUCAGGAAGUUGACGAUUCAAACGACACGGAAGGCUUAGAGGAAAUCGAUUUCUCCGACGUGGGAAGAUUCCAACAGGUGAUGGAUGGUUUUGCUUCUGGUGCCGCCGCCGCGGUUGGCAAAGGCGAUGUGGAAGAGAUUGUCGAAAUGGAGGAAGGUUCUCCUAGGCCGACCGACGUUUUUGAGGAAGCAGAGUUGCUGCUCCAGGAAGAAACUGCCAGCUCAGUGAAGGAAUCCUUGGAUACAGUCACGACUGAACCCGACGGCUCGAAUCAAUUCCCUCGUAAUGUAGAAAUGUUAGCAUCUACCUCCCUCUCUAUUUCCACUGGAGAUGCGGACCCAGAGCUCGCUCAAGUUUCUUCAUCUAUCCAAUCUAUUGCGAUCCAAGAUGAACCGCGACCGAGAAAGGAUGAAGAUAUGCAGUCCCAGGAGCCAACACAACAAGAGAAUCCUACCUUCUUCGUCGACGUGAGUCCGUCGUCUUCAAACCCAAUCCAGACUCCAAUCAUCACCAACCGCGUAGAUGGUCUUGGACUGGGCGCUCCUUCCAUCUCUGAUGAUGACGGCGACAUCGUUGUCUACGUUGCUCCUCAUCCCCGUCAAGGCAGAUCUACAGCUCCGACGCCUACUCCAGGAUUUCGGCCGGAGAUUAGAACCACCUCCAUCUUGACAGGGUUACCUAUUGGAACAGCUCCUCCCGCUGUCGGACCAGCGCCUACACUUGAUUCAAUAACUUUCACAUCUUUUGGUUCGGGUGUUGAAUCUCUAUCUGCUGAUCGUUCUGGUCUUCCUAGACUUUCUAUCGCUCAUGCAAAUGAUCCUAGUCAUAUAGAUAGAGAUCAAACCAACAACUCCAACCACACGAGACCUCCUGUGUUCACAUCCAACAGCCCUACACCCGCCAAAAUUAAAUCUCGUCAGCGAGGUCAAUGGGCAGCCAAGCAGGGUCAGCGCGGAGGAGGGGCUUUUUCGUACUCUCGGCAUCACUCGUCUUCUUCGUUCGCUUCUCGAGGGGCGGAUGUCUCUGAAGCACAGUUGACUAAUUGGAGACAGAAUAGUCAGGAACAGCAGAGGAAUUGGAACCCGUAUGCGAACAACGCGAACACGAACUUGUAUUCGAAUGGGAACCCGUAUGUGAAUGCGAACACAACUCCCUAUGCCAACACGAACUUGUAUAGCCCUGCAAACCCGUAUGCGAACACGAAUCCGUAUAGCCCCGCAAACCCGUAUGCAAACACGAAUCUAUAUAGCCCCUCUCACACGUAUGCGAAUGCGAAUCCGUAUAUGAACUGGAGCCCGUCCACUUACUGGGGAUACGAGGAAGACAAUACACAGUCUCCUAAAGUGGAUUCGACUGGACUCUUGGGUGUGUUAGCUAGCGCUCAAGCUCGUGUUCAGACCCGCUCUGGUGACGAGCUAUCACCUGAAGGAGGUGAAGGAAAGGAUGAAGGGGAUAAUGGUGCAGGACCAAGUGAAGCAGAAGGAUCCCAAAGAGCAGGGCGAACCAAAGAAGAGGAAGGUGGUGGUGCUGAACAAUCCGAAGGUCUCUGGCAUCCGAUAGGUGCUUCGUUAGGCGCCGCAGAAGGAAUGGAAAUCGAUCCGGAGCUGGAUAUUGACAUGGAAACGAUGAAGCGGUUCGUAGAAGGGAUGGGUCCAAGUGGAAGUAGACAUGUGACGAUGGAUGAUUUGGAAGACGAAAAGAGGAUGAGGGAGGAGGAUGAAGAGAAACUGAAUGAGGGAGAUGGAGAGAGUGAGGAGGAUGACGACGAAGAAGAAGAAGAAAGAAAUCCUUCUACUGAUCAUGGUAAUGUUCAGGUCGAGAAUGAGCGUAUUCAUGUGGAGGCGCAGGUGCAUCAGAAUGUGGAAGCGCAGAUUCAAGAGUCCCAGGUGCAAGAGGUGCAAAUCUUCAGAGAUGAACAAGUGCCUGAGGAUGUGUUGUCACUGGAGCAGGCGCAAGUUUCCGAGGAUGUCCCUUCGCAGGUGCAAGUGCUCGAAGAUGGGCAGGUGCAGCUGCAAGUGCAAAUUUCGGACGUGGAGUCGCCGGUAGAUGUGCACAAGGAUGAUCAGCUACUAGUGCAGAUUCGUGAUGAUGAGGACAAGGAUCGAGAUGAUCAGGAUGACGAUGAAGUCGAGCAAGUAUUAGAUCUUGAGGAGAGAUUGUUGAUUGCGGAAUCAGAGGGCAAUGAGAUUGAGAUUGACAGUGAGGAUGAUGAGGAUGUCGAGGAUGAUGAUGAUGGGGAAGAUGAAGAUGAAGAUGAAGACAACGACGAUGAUCAGAGUCCCAGGUCCAGCUUCCAAGCAAGACUCGAACAUCUCCGGAAGAAAGCAUCGAGUCAGACAGGUGCUACUAGUGCGAAAAGCAAGGGGAAGGCCAAGGCCAAGGCUACCUUGUAUGAUGAUUCUGAUUCUGAUGACGAAGAUGACUGGGAUCGUAAUCGUACUUGGGCGGAGGAAGAUGAUGAUUUCAGUGCUCAUAUACAAGACAUCCUUGAUGGAAACAAAGACAAUCUCGUUGGUCGAGACAAGAAGUCCAAGAAACAAGUCUUUCAAGCAGUCUAUAAUGGUGACUUUGAGGAUGUGGAUAUGUGGAAGCCCGCGCGAAAAGCUAAAGAUAAACACAAAGACAUUCCCCCCGACCUCAUCGAUCUCUGGAAGAAAGACAGGGCCAAGAAGGAUAUUCGUAAACAAGAACGCAACCUUGCUCGACUCGCUGCCGCAGCUGAUCCCCUCACCGAAAAGCAAGGUGGCAAAAAAGGUCGAAAAGCCAUGCUCGCGGCCGCUAAACUCGAUCCUACCAUAGUCGUCUUACCAAAUAGAGUCAUAGACAUGACAACACUCGUACAACAAAUCCGUCGAUUCAUCGAUAACAUUGGAGGACCGAGUUCAAUGUCGUUGCCUCCAGCGAACAAGCAAACGAGGAAAGACAUACACGAGCUGGCUGCUGCGUUCAAUUUGAAGAGCUUGAGUAAAGGAGAUGGUGACGCGAGGUAUACGACGCUCACCAAGACGACAAUGUCUGGGAUCAGGGUGAACCAGAAAGUGGUUGCGAAGAUUGUAAGGAGAAGGGGAGGGCUUGCUGAUAAUGCAGAGUUUGUGGGAGGGGCAGACAUAUCGAAGAAACAUGCGGAGCGAGGUAAAGCUGGUAAGUCGAUGCCGAAACAUAGGGAAGGUGAUGAAGUUGGCAAAGCUGCUCCGAAAAUUAACGAGACGAACAUCGGAUUCAAGAUGUUGGCUUCAAUGGGAUGGGCAGAGGGUGAUUCUAUCGGGCGGAGUGGUGGAUUGCAGAACCCUCUCACUGCUGUCAUCAAAAAUACAAAGCUGGGUCUCGGAGCAAUGAAAUAAAGAUGGAUAUUAUGGCUAUUCAAUUUUGCACCUGUCAGUAUAAGUUUUGUAACUUGUACAUCCAUGUAUCUAUCUAUUGGAGUUCACUUCAUUACUCAAGCAUUCUUACUUUUCACUCGAAGGAGAGGUAAAACGCAUAGUCCAUGAAGGUAGAGCUUGAUUGUCGCGUCAAGACCCGUCGUCGGCAUUCCGAACGGGCCGCUUAUAAAAAUGAG
Molecule: messenger RNA, 4282 nt
Organism: Lentinula edodes (shiitake mushroom)
Lineage: Eukaryota; Fungi; Basidiomycota; Agaricomycetes; Agaricales; Omphalotaceae
Exons: 6
Coding region: 135-4067 (1310 amino acids)
Molecular function (GO): nucleic acid binding
Source: RefSeq, a predicted model, not a curated record